AUGGGUGCUAGAGCAGUAGAGAAUCCUAGAGUGGAUAUUGGUGCUGCAGUGGACCCUAGAGUGGAAGUUAGACCCGUUGAGGAUCCUCGAAUGGAAGUCAUUAUGAGGACGUUGGAACGAAUUGAAAAUCUGUUAGAACAGCAGACUCAGGAAAGAGCUGCUCCGAUUGCCCAAGUUGCCGAGGCCGCCGAGGCCGCUGUUGUUGCUAAUGAUGAUGAGCAUCAAGGGUACCCGGAGGCUGCACCUAGAUGGGUAGAGGAACUGGAGAAGGCUUUUGAGGUGCUGGAGUGUAAUGAUCACGAAAGGGUGACUUUGGCAGUGUAUCAGCUACAGGAUAAUGCGAAUGAUUGGUGGAAAGCCACCAAGGAUAGGAUUUUUCCUGAAGCUAGUGCUAGAGAAAGAAAACUCGCGGAUUUUAUGAGACUCCACCAGGGCCAGAUGACGGUAGAUCAGUAUGAGGCGGAAUUCGCGAGAUUAUCUAAGUUCGCGCCGAGAAUGGUGGAACAUCCUGAGGAUAAGGCGCGAAGAUUUCUGGAUGGAUUGAGGGCUGAUAUCCGCAGCCAAUUGUUAUUAGUAAACUUGGGAACGUACGAGCAUAUAUUUGAUAGGGCCCAGAUUCUUGAGCGGGAUCAAAUGGAUAGAGCCGCUGCAUCUGGAUCGAGGUUUAUCCAGGGUUGGAAUAAUCGUAAUCCUGAGAAGAGGCCGAUGGUGGAUAAUAGGCGUUUCACUCCACUAGCAAAAAGGAAUAUUGAAAAGCCAAUUCGGAUUGGGAAUGGUCCGUGUAGGAUUUGUGGAGGUAGACACGGGAAUGGACCUUGUCCAACUAGGGGUGGAGCUUGCUUUGGAUGUGGAGGAUUUGGGCAUCAUAUAAAAAAUUGUCCCAAUCCCAGGCAGAAUAGGUCGCCUACUUUGCCGCCACCUCGGAAUGAGAAUCAAGCUGGAGCGGCCUAG
Molecule: messenger RNA, 951 nt
Organism: Syzygium oleosum
Lineage: Eukaryota; Viridiplantae; Streptophyta; Magnoliopsida; Myrtales; Myrtaceae
Exons: 3
Coding region: 1-951 (316 amino acids)
Molecular function (GO): zinc ion binding; nucleic acid binding
Source: RefSeq, a predicted model, not a curated record